Exophiala oligosperma is the source of this 3529-nucleotide messenger RNA. RefSeq lists its product as uncharacterized. The record is from RefSeq and is a predicted model, not a curated record. NCBI's taxonomy places the organism in Eukaryota, Fungi, Ascomycota, Eurotiomycetes, Chaetothyriales, Herpotrichiellaceae. The transcript has 2 exons. The coding region runs from base 116 to 3529 and encodes 1137 amino acids.
CUUCCUCCUCAAUCUCUCAGUAUCAGCCUGAUGUUUCACCAUUCGUCUAAAAUUUGGUGGUGGAACAGGGCCUCUUACACACCUGAUGGCCUCUAAAGCCGAUUGAACUUCCAAUAUGAAUCAAUUCAUCGGCAAAUUCACCAGUGCUCUUGUGUCCGGCAGCAGCGAAAACAACAUAUCGCUUGCAAACUUAAACUUUGAGUUCUCUUUGGUCAAGCUUGAGGCUCCGGCGGAGUUUCAACCCGUUGGCUAUUCCUUGUCUAUCGGUCGACGACAAACCGCAGAGCUCGGUGCUCAGCAUCAAUUGGCCCGUGUUCUCGGGGCAUUGUUCUGCCAGAUUGUCCCACACACUCCCAAGCUGGUCCAAGCCUUUGGGAAAAGAGUCUCCGAAAUUAUCACCACACCCGGUGCAAACCCAAAGGGUACGUCUGCCGAUGGGCCUUUCAAGGAGUCCGUCGGGGCCGAUGCGACAUCCAUCUGGGCAUCUGCCACUUCGGGCCCAUCAGCACUGGCAGUUUUGCUUCUUGCGUGUAUGCUAGCACGUAAAUUUGUGGACGCAAAGCAUAGUGUGGCAAUCUGGGUCGAACUCGUCGGGAUUCGACAGCGUGAGGUGCUCUCCGAGGCAAAAUCGAGUGGCUUUUCGGUCAACGAGACCGUCCUCGCGGCACAACAGCGUAUCUUACGGGAAGAUCUCGCUGCCUUUGAUGCCAGUAUCCGUGCAUGGCUCAUAACGUCUGAUCAGGUGAUGAUCAAAAAGGUCAAACAACUUCGACUUAUACUCGACAAUCUGACCACUCUCCCAGUCAGCGCGGGUAAGGAUACAUACAGCAAGAUACUAUCUGCUUGGACCGCCGCAAUGAAUGGCUUUGAGGCUCUUCUCGACGGUAAACCCCAGAAUGUGACCGACAGUUCUAUGCUGCUAGCUUUGCCGGCUUGGCAGCUUUAUCCUAACCUCCUAGUUCUGGCAGACUCGGAGCCAAAGAAGGUCCACUUCAAAGAUGAUCUGUUCCUGCCAUCUGUUGAAAUCACAGUUGGCCUGCAAUGGAAUCAGGACGAUCUGGACACGCCUGGCUUUCGCUGGUCCUUGGCUUUAUCACAUUUGAAGUACUAUGGAGAGGCCGUUUCCGUUCUCGUCGAUCAAGACAAUUUCCGCAUCACCAUUGAAGAACUAGGGCUGAUCGCUUUCGGAUCGUUGUUGGCAAGUUGGAACGUGCCCCGGGAUCUGACCGAAGAUGUUGCUUCCUGGGUCUGCGACAUCGGUCCCGCUUUUCGCGACCAUAGCAGACAAGAAAAAUCAACAUAUCUGUAUUUCGAAUGGUUUGGCGUUCUUUUCAAGGCUGCUCAUAUGCUGAUGAAUAGUCCACCACAACGGCGUCAGGAGUGUGAGAAGCUCAUUUCCUACGGUCGACGAAGAGGGAGAAACUUUCUUGGAGGUUCGGCAGGGUCAGCAGAACAAGAAUCCUUGUUCGGGCUCACGAGCCCACACCUUAUCCGCGCUUUGCAGUUCCCACCUGGUCAGGAGCGUCAAUUGCAGUACCUUCGUUCUGUGGUUCAACGUAACGAAGAGAAGGACAAUCUACUCCUCGUCUAUCACCAUGUUUGCACGUUGUGCUCGGUGACGGUAUUGGCCACAGCCUAUGCCCAUGAGCGAUGGUCGACCAAGAGAAGCGAAGACGGGACAAGAAGAAAAGAAAGCGUACAUGCACGUUGGAUAGUAUUGCGUACUCCUGAAGAACUGUCCGACGACGCCCGUCAGAAGCUAAUUCAUCAUCUGAACAUACCAGUAACUGAGUCCGAGCAGACAUUUUUUCUUGAGGACAGACGCCGAGAAAACGUAUCUGUGGGGUCACAUCAAGUCGAGGAAUAUCUCGAGUGGAAAGACCCGCCGACAUAUUUCGGGACACAAAAUCAGAAGGAAUCUUGUGCCUCUGCAGAGUCGGGAGGUUACUCCUGUCGAUGUUUUGAAAGGGUAUCAAAAUGCACCAAUUCCCGUCGAGGCCCUGACACCAGAUCACCAGCAGUCACCUUUCGGCUGUUGUGCACAACAUUCCUUCCUGGAGGCUGUGGGGAAGCAUCUGCUAGCUGUGGGUUGUUCGCUCGGCGAGAGUGCUCGUCGAGUUGUGACGCCGAUGACCAGUACAUGAAACUACUGUUCAGAGCAUUCUUUGGAAGACUGAGUCCCGAAUCGGCUGUCAAGGAAUUGAAGAAGGUGGAGUUGAACAAGGAAAGCGUUUGCGAAUACUUACAGGAAAUUUCCUUGCGAGAAACGGGCGAAACUUCACCCUUGUUAGCACUGCAGCUUCGGCCUGACUGGAUUGACGAUGUGUGGGAGGAUCUACCCUAUAUGGACUCAUUGCACAACGUUGACAUUGCGCUUUCAAUCCGAUGCCAGACAUCACUUACCGCAAUGUGGCUCAUAGCUCAAGUCUGCAAACAAUUCCCUUCGGCGAGUUUCCCCAUCAAGGUCGCUGAACGACCAUUUGACCUGUACGACGAUAUCAUCAGGGCUCACGGCAUGCGCGGGCCGUCGUCCCGGUUGCUGAAGACCCUGACCAGACCUGAAGCCCUGGCGGGGAUUUGCAUGUUGGAACUUGGGGGUGCUUCCGUGUCGACGUCGUACUUGCACCGAGCGUUUGCUGUGUCGGCGGGCAACUCGAUAUUUGUCGCCGAGUGCUUGCUUUCGGACCCGAGUGAAAGAGUACCCGACCAUGCCAUCCGACGGAUUGUCGGGAACCUGGGCAAGCCCGGGAUCUCGAUUCUCGUCAGCCCGCGAAACCUCAAGGUGAAAGAAAGAACCGAUGACUUUCGGGCCGUUGAACAUGCCCAGUACGACACGGUGAGAAGUGAUAGUUUUCCCGGCGUGUCUCUCCACCUAUCCCUGACGGAAUGGUGCAUGGCAGUGGCCACUCUGGAUCAUGUCUACGGCCACAUCGACCGAGACAUUUUCCUGAUCGAGGCUGCCAUUUCUGUCCACGACAAGGGGCGGUGGUACGCGGACAUUGACAUUCUCGACGAUGUCUAUUCUUUCAAUUUGCCUGUGCUCAAGGGCCAUUGUCGUUGUGGCAAUCCGACCAAAAGUCCACCGCGAGCCUACACCAGCAUCGACACAUUUGAUGAGUUGUUGGAUCCUCCGGAGAGCGUGGGCAUCGUUCGAGCCCACAAGAAUUGGCCCGCCAGGUUGGCUGCGGCUUGUAUCGUUCGACAGAGACUCAACACUGAUGGUGCAUUCUUUUUAAGCUGUAAGGACAUUGAAUGUUGGACAUGUCUUGAACGAUUAUUCGAUGAUGGUGAUGAUGACGACGACGAUUGUAAUGAUGAAACGAAAUGUGUCCUACUCGAAGAUGAUAGUGAUGCUGAGUGUGCUAAGGGAAAUUGCGACGACAAGGAUGGCAAGGAUGGCAAGGAUGGCAAGGAUGGUGAUGAUGGUAAUGAUGGUGAUGACAUGGCCUUGUUCGGCAUGACCAAGGAAGACAUGGAGUAUUAUCGAUCAUUUUCGGAAGAGGAUCGAGUCAUAAUAUUUAUUGAUUAG